UCCACCAUCCAUAUGUCACCUAGCAGAUAGAACAUUUCUUCUGGGAAAUAAAAGCAUAGUGAAAUGCAAAUAGUAGCCAGAAAUAAGUAAAUUUGAGUCUCAGAUCUACUCCUGUGAGUUGCAUAAUUCAGUUGUACCCCAUGAUGGAACAGGUGAUUGUAGUCAACAGUGUGCCUGCCAUUACUGCCUCAGGUAAUGUUCAUGUCAACCAGCCCAGCAACUCUGUGGCCUCUGGAAAUCACGUGCAGCCUUCAAGGGUGACCACUUACCCAAUCUUACCAAAAGUAAUCCAGCAUGCUACAGGAACAGCAAACUUACAGAACCAAUUCGUGGUGAACCAGAAACCAGUAGCAGGUGCACAGAGUCAAUCCAUUGGGUAUCAGCAACAGUAUCCGGUGGGAGCAGCCAGUUUGCAGACUGCACCUGGGGUGAUCCAGUAUGCACAGGGAAUGACGAAUUUCCAGACACGGCCUGGAGACCCUCAGAAUCCUCUGAAUGCUAACCCUGGGCUGACACCCACUUCAAACUCGUUCCAAUGGAACGUGUCAUUUUCAUCAUUUACUGCAUUUGAUCCCAAGAAAUUCGUAAAUGAGGAGAUCAGAACAUUAGGGGCCAUCCAGAUCCUCAUCGGCCUGACGCACAUUUUCUUUGCAAUUAACCCUGUGCUGUAUCGCUGUACUUUUGUGAUGCCAUGUUAUACUGCAACUGGGCUUUCAGGGUACCCACUCUGGGGAGGACUAUUCUACAUUACAUCUGGAUCCCUCUCAGUAUGGGCUUCAAAGGACCCCAGCCCUUGUGUGGUGAGCACCAGCGUCGUCCUGAACGUCAUCUGCGCACUCUUGUCCCUUGGCGGGAUCCUCAUUCUCAUUGUGGAUCUGUGCACUGACUAUAAGAUGGUAGAUGUAAAGACAAUUUUUGGUGGUCUGCUCCCCUUCGCCCUCCUGGAGUUCAUCCUCACUUGUGUGGUCUCAUAUUUUGGGUGCCAGGCCACCUGCUGCAGACAAUUUGAGAAUGCAACAGGGAUUCCAGCCAUAUUCAGUUUCAACCCAUCCAGUACUACCACCACCGGCCCUGUCAAUGCUACCACCAGCCCUGUCAAUGCUACCACUGUUCCUGUCAAUGCUACCACCAGCCCUGUCAAUGCUACCACUGUUCCUGUCAAUGCUACCACCAGCCCUGUCAAUGCCACCACUGUUUCUGUCAAUGCAACCACCAGCCCUGUCAAUGUGACCACUGGCCCUGUUAACACCACCACUGGCCCUGCCAACACUACCACCAAUUCUGUCAAUGCUAUCUACACCAACAUUGUACCCCUGAACCCUCAUAUCAAGAAAUAACUGAUUUGCCCAAAGCUAGAUGACAUAGGAUGCCUGUCUUAAUGACAAGAGGAUGCACUGCAGCAGUAUCUUUCCUCCUCCCUGAAACUUCCAUGCCCAUGACCCUACCCUUGCUGCCAGACUGAAAUGAACAAGCAUUUCCUCUCCUCUUCACCCCUAACCUUCAUUUUUGUUAUUGAUGCCUUUUUUUUAAUUUAUAAAUAAUUUUCCUUUGG
This is a messenger RNA of Cebus imitator (Panamanian white-faced capuchin), 1552 nucleotides long. Its product is annotated as membrane-spanning 4-domains subfamily A member 18-like. Bases 141 to 1337 code for a protein of 398 amino acids. Gene Ontology annotation, cellular component: plasma membrane. The transcript has 7 exons. Lineage: Eukaryota; Metazoa; Chordata; Mammalia; Primates; Cebidae. The record is from RefSeq and is a predicted model, not a curated record. Gene Ontology annotation, biological process: cell surface receptor signaling pathway.